UUGCGUUUUCUGCUCCUGGAGGCUGGCGCUGGUGCGUGCCCUAGCGACACACGGGAAUUGCAGACGCACGGGGAUCAUGCCUUCUGCAGGACCCGUGCAAUUGUGUGUGCGAGUGCGUGACGCAGUUUCAUCCCGUGGGUCGCUUGCCCACGGCUUUGUGCGGCCGGGGAGCCCUGCACGCCGCCUCCUCCCCCCCUCCCCUGCCAGCGCUGGGGUUUCUGUCGCGAUCGGGGAGCAACAUGGAGGAAGGAGGCGGGUAGCCAGCUAGAGCUGCACGGCGGACGGGCUGCAGCAACCCGAGCGCCUCAGCGCCCAGCCGCUCGGCAGACGCCCACCGCGGGCGGAGGAGAAGCGCGCACUUCGAGAGCGUAAUGGCCUCCGUGCGCGGACAACAUCGGGGUUUGCUCCCCGGGCGUCUGAGGGUUUCGAAACGGGGAGGGAUUGCUCGAAUUUGCUCGACUCCCCGCCCUCGCCCAGUCCCCUCUUCCUCCGAUCUCGGUUCUGCCAGCCUGCAGCCAAGCCGGAGUUUUGAGUUCGUGAGUCCCCUGCUGCGGCAGAGGUAGUUUUGUGGCACCGCGGUAAGUUAAUCUGACACCUCCUGAAGCUGCCGGCUGGCCUUUGAGCCACAACACCAGUCUAUUCAUGUUGCAUUCUGAUGCCCUCAAGCUGUGAAAGACCUUUCUGAAAACCGCCUCUAACACAAUCCUGCAGUUGUUUAAUUGACGAUACAGCUUCUGUUGACGUUGAGAAGGAUCCAGGUCGUUAGACAGACAGACUCUUCCUCCAGGAGUAUGAGUCAGCCUUCAGCUCCCUGUAAUGACGCUCCCACUAAUAAAGCAGCCCCUCAGCCCGAUACCAAGCUGGCGUCCACAACAGGAAAGAAGCAGAACAAGAAGAAGGUGGAGGAGGUGCUGGAGGAGGAGGAGGAGGAGUAUGUGGUGGAGAAGGUCCUGGACCGGCGCGUGGUGAAGGGCCGGGUCGAGUACCUACUCAAGUGGAAGGGCUUCUCCGACGAGGACAACACCUGGGAGCCCGAGGAGAACCUGGACUGCCCCGACCUCAUCGCCGAGUUCCUGCAGUCCCAGAAGACCGCCCACGAGGCGGAGAAGGCCGAGACGGGGGGCAAGAGGAAGGGGGAGUCCGACACCGAGGUGGCCGGAGAGGAGAGCCGGCCCAAGAAGAGGAAAGAGGAGCCGGAGAAGCCCAGGGGCUUCGCCCGCGGCCUGGAGCCCGAGAGGAUCAUCGGGGCGACGGACUCCAGCGGGGAGCUGAUGUUCCUCAUGAAGUGGAAGAACUCGGACGAGGCAGACCUGGUGCCGGCGAAGGAAGCCAACAUCAAGUGCCCGCAGGUGGUCAUCUCUUUCUACGAGGAGCGGCUGACGUGGCACUCCUACCCCUCCGAGGAGGAAGAGAAGAAGGACGAUAAGAACUAGCCGAGAGGGGUGGAAGUGGGGGCAGGGGUGGGGGGCGGUUUU
Molecule: messenger RNA, 1475 nt
Organism: Lepisosteus oculatus (spotted gar)
Lineage: Eukaryota; Metazoa; Chordata; Actinopteri; Semionotiformes; Lepisosteidae
Gene: cbx1b
Product: chromobox homolog 1b (HP1 beta homolog Drosophila)
Biological process (GO): negative regulation of transcription by RNA polymerase II; chromatin organization
Cellular component (GO): nucleus; pericentric heterochromatin
Molecular function (GO): chromatin binding
Source: RefSeq, a predicted model, not a curated record